CAUGGCACAUUUCAUCCCUGGGCUGCCGACUUGCUUAGCUCAGAGCCCAGUAGCCUGAAGCUGCUCUCUGUACCUUCUUCUUAUACCUAGGUUUCCUUCCCACGUCUUUUCAGGCCCCCACAUUCAAGAGCAUCAUGUCCCUGGCACACACUGCGGCAGAGUAUAUGCUCUCAGACGCCCUGCUGCCUGACCGAAGAGGCCCCCGGCUCAAGGGACUGCACUUAGAGCUGCCCAUCGAUCGUAUCAUCAAGUUUGUGACUGUAGGCUUCCCCCUGUUGCUGAUGUCCUUAGCGUUUGCCCAGGAAUUCUCUGCUGGUUCUCGGAUCAGUUGCUUUUCUCCCAGUAACUUCACCAUCAGACAGGCUGGCUAUGUGGACAGUUCCUGCUGGGACUCCCUGGUGCAUCAUGAAUGGGAUGCUGUUGGAAACUAUAAGACAAAAUCCCUCUGGGCCCACAAGGUUCUCCCCUAUUCCCUUUUGGCUCUGGCUGUGAUCAUGUACCUUCCAACUCUGCUAUGGAAUUAUGUGGCUGCUCCAUCCCUGAGCUCUGACCUCCUGUUCAUCAUCAGUGAAUUGGACAAGUCUUAUAACCGUUCCAUCCGGCUAGUACAACAUAUGCUGAAGAUCCGCCAAAAGAGUGCUGACCCUGACAUUUUCUGGGAUGAGCUGGAGAAGGCUCGGAAAGAACGAUAUUUUGAGUUCCCCCUGCUAGAAAGGUACCUGGCCUGUAAGCAGCGUUCACAUAUCCUGGUGGCUACUUACCUCCUAAGGAAUUCCCUCUUGCUCCUCUUCAUCUCAGCCACCUGUCUAUACCUUGGAUAUUUCCACCUGAAUAUCUUUUUCCAAGAAGAGUUUAGCUGCUCUAUCAAAAUGGGGCUGCUAAGAGAAGAAAACGAUGUCCCAGAUCUGAUUACAUGCAGACUGACCUCACUCUCCAUCUUCCAGCUGAUCAGCUUCUCCAGUGCAGCAGUGUACCUAAUCCUAGUACCAGUGAUAAUGUACAACUUGACACGACUGUGUCAAUGGGACAAGAGACUCCUAUCUGUCUAUGAGAUGCUACCAGCUUUUGAUCUACUCAGUAGAAAAAUGCUGGGCUGCCCCAUCAAUGAUCUCAAUGUGAUCUUACUUUUCCUUCAUGCAAACAUCUCUGAGCUCAUCUCUUUUAGCUGGUUGAGUGUUUUGUGUAUAUUGAAAGACACAACCACUCAGAAGCAUCAUAUUGACACAGUGGUAGAUUUCAUGACCUUGUUGGCGGGCUUAGAGCCCUCAAAACCUAAACAUCUCACAUCCAAGGCAUAUGAUGAUCACCCAUAGCCACAGACAUGCAGGGUAAAAAUUCUGAUGGAAAAUUAGAACAAUACCCCUUCCCUGAUGUUAUUGCUAAUGAACAAUCACAGAACCCCUGAACACAUACAAAUGCAUAUAUUGCAUGCCUUAGAAUUGCCAAGGUAAUAUCAUUGGAGAUUACAUCCUACACAAGCCAAAAGAUUCAGUUCCCUGGAUGAAACCAUACCAUUAGACAUUAGAAAAGGUUGUACAUUUAAAUCUCAUUGUGUUUGAAUCCUAAUAAGCAAGAAGCUAAGAACAAAGACCCAACUGAUGUAUUAGGAAAGAAAGAUCAUGAAAUUAUUUGUGACUAUUUGUCCUGAUCAUUGAUUUUGUUCCAUGGGUUUUGCCCAAAUGUAAGAUCCUAAUAGGACAGAGAAUAAAUAGACAUUUAACCAUAAACCAGACAUUUAACUACUACAGUAGUGACUCAAUGUCCUCAAAAAUUCCUGGCAUCAUCAGAAUUUGUCUAUCAUGUUUUGGAAAGUAGAUGUUGGUAAAGGGAACACAGGUCAGAAUCUGUCUCCAAAGCUGCCCUUGGUGGUUGAGGCAGGAAGAACCUGAACCAAAAUGAACAAUUUAGAAAAAGGCCAAAUUCAUAUAGCAAUUCUUUCAUAGUCUUUGGAUUUCAAAAUACAUUAUCUCUUUCUUAUCAUCAUCAUCAUCAUCAUCAUCAAUCAUAUUAACACAUGCAUAAUGUUUUAAGGAUUACAAAGGACUUCUAAGGAUCUUGACUAGAGAUUUACAAAAGCAAAGAUCAGGACCAUGAAUUGGAUUCCACAUCCCUGCUGACCACAAAGUCAACAUACAUCAUUACAAAUAAUUUUGUACAUCUAUACACUGAAAAGGCCUUAAUGACAAAAUGAUUACUAUUAAUUAUAAUGAAACAACGACAAUA
Messenger RNA from Monodelphis domestica (gray short-tailed opossum), 2223 nucleotides. It is a transcript of the gene PANX3, whose product is annotated as pannexin 3. Gene Ontology annotation, cellular component: plasma membrane. Lineage: Eukaryota; Metazoa; Chordata; Mammalia; Didelphimorphia; Didelphidae. The record is from RefSeq and is a predicted model, not a curated record. Gene Ontology annotation, molecular function: wide pore channel activity. Gene Ontology annotation, biological process: cell-cell signaling; positive regulation of interleukin-1 production; monoatomic cation transport.